This is a messenger RNA of Sparassis crispa, 315 nucleotides long. RefSeq names its product 40S ribosomal protein S25-A. The transcript has 3 exons. The coding region runs from base 1 to 315 and encodes 104 amino acids. Gene Ontology annotation, molecular function: structural constituent of ribosome. The record is from RefSeq and is a predicted model, not a curated record. Lineage: Eukaryota; Fungi; Basidiomycota; Agaricomycetes; Polyporales; Sparassidaceae. Gene Ontology annotation, cellular component: cytosolic small ribosomal subunit.
AUGGCCAAGGCUAAGGCAGCACCAACAUCCUCCAGCGGUGGAAAGGCAGCAAAGAAGAAGAAAUGGUCGAAGGGAAAAGUCAAGGACAAGGCGCAGCACGCCGUUAUCCUUGACAAGGCCACGUACGACCGCAUCAUCAAGGAGGUCCCCACCUUCCGCUUCAUCAGCCAGAGCAUCCUCAUCGAGCGGCUGAAGAUCAAUGGGAGCUUGGCACGAGUUGCCAUCAGACAUUUGGAGAAGGAGGGGCAGAUCAAACGCAUUGUCCACCACAGCGACCAGUUGAUCUACACGCGGUCGACCGGUGGUGCCGAGUAA